AUGGGAAAUCUUCCUUCACCAAGAGUACAACCGACGCGGUGUUUCCAAAAUGUGGGAAUCGACUUUGCCGGUCCAUUCAUGGUGAAGGAAAGUCGUAGACGAAACGCUCGUACUUACAAGGCCUACGUGUGUGUAUUCGUUUGCCUCGCGGUAAAGGCUAUCCAUCUUGAGGCAGUAACCGAGCUAUCAACUUCUGCUUUUCUUGCAGCGUUAGAUCGCUUCGUAUCACGUCGUGGCCUUUGUACCUUCAUAGUCACCGACUGCGGUACUAACUUUAUUGGUGCCCGCCGUUACCUUAACGAACUACAGCAAAUGAUUUCUAAGAAUAAGGAUUCACUUGAGUCUAGUCUUGCGAAACGAAACAUUAUCUGGCGACUGAACCCUCCUACCGGGAGUAAUUUUGGUGGCAUAUUUGAGAGCGGUGUAAAAUCAAUGAAGUUUCACUUAAAACGCGUUAUAGGGUUACAAGUAUUGACAUUCGAGGAGCUCAUAACAAUUCUUACUAAAGUCGAAGCAAUACUUAACUCGCGACCGUUGUGCUGUCUAUCUCCGGAUCCUAAUGAGGUCGAUAUUCUUACACCUGGUCAUUUUUUGGUCCAUGGUUCUCUUAUAGCGUUACCAGAACCUGAACUUUCUAAUGAAUAUGUUCCACCUCGGGCCCGCUGGCAGAUGUUGCAAAAACUUACACAGUGUUUUUGGCAUAUUUGGCAACGCGAUUAUCUCCAUACCUUGCAGCAACGCGCGAAAUGGUUUCGAGAACAACCAAAUAUUCAUGUCGGAGAUAUUGUACUAAUUGUCGAUAGCAAUUUACCACCACUAGAGUGGCGUUCAGGUAGAGUUCAAGACGUGCAUCCCGGCAAAGACGGUGUAGUGCGCGUGGUCACCCUACGCACUACUAAUGGACUCCUUAAGAGACCAGUAAAUAAACUGUGUCCUUUACCUUUAAAUCAAUAA
This is a messenger RNA of Parnassius mnemosyne (clouded apollo), 954 nucleotides long. The record is from the annotation of a GenBank genome assembly. NCBI's taxonomy places the organism in Eukaryota, Metazoa, Arthropoda, Insecta, Lepidoptera, Papilionidae.